AUGAAGCUUGCUGCGUAUUGUUGUUGGAUUGUCGUCCUUGGCGUUGCCUUGUUAUUGUCACACGUGCCAGUAGUUCAGGGUGGUAUAUUUGACGCGGAUUAUGAUACUCCCACCAGUGUAGAGCUGUUGGCCGCCUAUCCAGCGCUCAACACAACCGAACGAGAGGGCAAUCCAGCCAUUCUCUGUCCAUUCUUGCGAAUGCUAGAGCGAUCCGGAAGACUCGAUGAGUUCAAGGAUGACACGGGAGCACCCGUCAUUCCAACGGGGGACUUGAAACAAGCUGCCGAUGAUUUUGGAUGUGACACCACCACCGCCUGUGGACCCGUCAUUGAUGCCGUUAGUGCCGGCCAGUGGUUUACCGAAGCAUUCUCAUUUUCCAAACUCAAUCCAUUCCGACCCAGCACUGUCGACUUGGAACGACUGUGGGAUGCACCUCCUGUGUCGCACGAGUGUGGAUUCACCUUUGAGAAUGGUGAAAAUGGAGUUUCCACCGAUCGGUUAGAGAGUACUCUGGGCAACUUGUUAGCGCGGGCCGAUCUGAAUGAUGGCCAAUUGGUCUAUCAAGAUCUCCUGGACACCAAGAAUGAGAUUUGUGCAUCCGAAGGGGUGGAAAUAUCCAGUGCUGGGUUGAUUGAAACACAGCUCAUUUUUGCCUUUAUGGGAGGAGUGGAACGAGGCUAUGUGGAAUAUGAUGAUGUAGCCGGCUUUUUGGCCAUCAAUAACCAAGUGCCAGCGACCAAAGCGGGUCAGCAAAUAUCGGCUCUCUAUUUGUUGCAGGUGAGAGAGGAGACUAACUAA
Molecule: messenger RNA, 798 nt
Organism: Seminavis robusta
Lineage: Eukaryota; Bacillariophyta; Bacillariophyceae; Naviculales; Naviculaceae
Source: the annotation of a GenBank genome assembly